Dinoponera quadriceps is the source of this 1410-nucleotide messenger RNA. Its product is annotated as KRAB-A domain-containing protein 2-like. The transcript has a single exon. The record is from RefSeq and is a predicted model, not a curated record. Gene Ontology annotation, biological process: DNA integration. The coding region runs from base 1 to 1410 and encodes 469 amino acids. Gene Ontology annotation, molecular function: nucleic acid binding. NCBI's taxonomy places the organism in Eukaryota, Metazoa, Arthropoda, Insecta, Hymenoptera, Formicidae.
AUGGGUUCAGAUAUAGAAAAAAAUCAAACGCUGACCGAAUAUGUAUUUGAAGAACAGUUUAAUGAAACUAUCAGGACGUUUUUGAACAAGCGGCAUGAUAAAGAAAAACCUUUGUGGACUCGCGAAAGGAUAGAAGAAGCUAUCACAGUAAUCGAACAAUUUAAAUUAGCACCACUACUUAAACUGCAACGGACACAUAAACAGUACUAUUAUGGAAAAAAAUACGAUGUUAUGGAAGUAGGUACUAAAAAAUCUUUGAUUUUGAAGAGAAAGUCUGACUCCGAUCCAGUUGUGCAAAUAGUGCCAACGGAAAAUUUUUAUCACAUACUUCGGAAAACUCAUCAGUCAACUGACCACGGAGGAAGAGAUAAAAUGCUGUAUAGUUUGAAAUCGAAAUACCUGAUACCUACUUCAGUUGUACUGGAGUUUUUAAAGCUGUGCACGGUAUGUCAGUCUAAAAAAAAAAUUCCAAGAAAAGGAAUUGUUGUUUGCCCAAUUGUAUCUAGCGACUUCAAUCAUCGUGGCCAAGUCGAUUUAGUUGACUUACAGUCGACCCUAGAUAGAAAUUACAAAUGGCUAUUACACUACCAGGACCACGCGACGAAAUUCAGCUUUCUUCGACCGUUGACUUCAAAAAGAGCUGCUGAAGUAGCAAUGGAGCUGUUAAAAAUAUUUUUAGAAGUAGGUUGUCCUCAUAUACUACAAAGCGACAACGGCCGUGAGUUUACGGCUGCUGUCAUACAAGAAUUAACAAGCUUAUGGCCAACGUGCAAAAUUGUAAAUGGUAGGCCUAGACACCCAGCUAGUCAAGGAUCUGUUGAGCGAUCAAAUCAAGAUGUUGAAGCUAUGUUACGUGCUUGGCUAAUUGACAAUGACACAAAAAAUUGGGCUAUAAGUUGUUACUUUGUUCAAUUCCAAAAGAAUUCCUCUUUUCAUCGAACCAUUAAACGAUCACCUUACAAAGCUUUAUUUGGAACAGAACCAAAAACAGGACUCCAAUCUAGUCAUAUUUCGAAAGAGUUGCUUGAAAAACUUGUUACUGAAGAGGACUUGGAUCUACUUCUUAAUCAGCAGGACCAUGACAUUAUUUUAACACCAGAAGACUUACCAGCAGCUUCCUUAGAGAACAACAAUGACGCUUCAACUUCAAAUGAUCUAUCAAUAAUUAAAUCAAUCAACAAUAACACUUCAAUGUCACACAAUCUACCGGCAGCUGAUUUAUUCACCAAAAAGGCUUUAAAUUUAGAGGAUAUAUCAGAAAUUGAAUCAACUUUUUUAUCGACAACAAGACAACUCGAACCAGUUCACACUCACAACUCUACUUCAACUCCUGCGGUAAAUGAUCAAUUCACGGAAGAUGUUAAAAUAACAACUCUGUGGGGUGUGGUCAUAGAGCUGUGCGAAUCCUGA